GGUUCGCCUCUGUGCGCUACAUGACAGUGUUCUCUCGAAUGAGCCUCAAGUUCGACGUCAAACUGAUGCUUCGGUCAUGAUAGCAUGAUACGCAGUGCUAGGAUGCAGGGCACAAACCGUGACUUCUUCAGGGCCCGAGCGCGCUCAAGCUGGCACAACCUUACUGACGGGCUUCUAUCUGCUAAUGCUCGCGGGCGGUUUUAUUCUGGACAGCUGGAGUCCCAGGAAGAAGCAGCCAAAUGGAGUGGGAGACGAUAAGAAGUGACCUUCGUGACGGAUCGUGGUGCGUAUCGAGUCCAUAUGUACUGUCUUGGACACGACUUGCUUCCGCGAUAGCAUCCUCCUCCUCCACUUCAACGUCCCUCACAUCUUCCGACUUUGUCUAGUGAUGGGGAUCACGGAGAAGGAAGAUCAGAAACAGAGACAGGCCGACGAGGAUGCGCUCGAGCUUGCUCGACUUGGGUAUAAACAAGAGUUCAAGCGGGCAUUCUCGCCCUUGCAGGUCUUCGGACUUGUCUUCAGCAUCUUCGGCCUAUUCCCCUCCAUCGCGUCUGUCUUUGUUUAUGCAUUACCGUACGGGGGUCCAGUGGCGAUGGUGUGGGGCUGGGGUAUCUGCAGCUUCUUCCUCCUCUUGAUCACGCUUUCACUCGGCGAACUCGGUUCCGCGGCGCCAACGUCCGGUGGCCUCUACUACUGGUCGUUCAAGUUCGCGUCGCCCCGAUGGCGGAGACUGCUUUCAUGGAUCGUCGGAUACUCGAACACCAUCGGGUUGAUUGCUGGAGUUUCGUCCGUUGAUUGGGGAUGUGCUGUUCAGCUCAUGGCAGCAGUCAGCAUCGGAUCUGGACAGACGUGGUCUGCAACGACGGGACAAACCUACGCGGUAUUUCUCUUAAUACUGAUCCUUCACGCAGCAAUCACCUCUCUGGCAACGUCCAUCGUCGCUAAGCUCCAGACAGUAUACGUUGUUCUGAACAUAUUGCUCUGUCUCGCUAUCAUCAUCGCGCUCCCGGCAGCUACACCAGCUGAAUUCAAGAACAGCGCGACAUAUGCCUUCACGGGUUUCGUCAAUUACAGUGGCUGGCCCGAUGGCUUCGCAUUCGUCCUCAGCUUCCUUGCGCCCCUUUGGACAAUCUCCGGCUUUGAUUCAUCUCUGCACAUCAGUGAGGAGGCGUCGAACGCACGACUGUCAGUUCCUCGAGGACUCGUUGGUGCGACAGUUGUGGCGGGGGUCAUGGGCUGGGCAAUUAAUGUCGUGUUGGCCUUCUACAUGGGCACCGAUAUUGAGAACAUCAUGGACAGUCCUAUUGGACAACCAAUGGCGGUGAUUCUUUACAACAGUCUCGGCCAAACGGGCACGCUGGCCGUCUGGUCCAUUGUCGUAGCUGUACAGUUCAUGAUGGGCACGAGUUCGCUCCUCGCGUCUUCCCGGCAGACAUUUGCCUUCGCCAGAGAUGGGGGUCUCCCAUUCUCCGGCUUGCUGUACCGCGUUCAUCCGCGCACACAGACCCCGGUCGCGUGCGCUUGGGCCGCUGCAUUCGUUGCGGCGUUGCUUGGGCUACUGGCCUUCGCCGGUGACGCGGCCACGUCGGCAAUAUUUGCCUUGGGAGUCGUCGGGCUCUACAUCGCGUACAUCAUCCCGAUAUGCUCUAGAUUCGCAGGUGGAAGGGCGUGGGUGCCUGGCCCGUUCACGCUUGGCCGAUUCGGCUUUCCCGUGGCUGUUGUAUCCCUGCUCUGGAUGGUCUUCAGCAUUGCCAUCCUCAUCUUCCCCCCGUCGCCCGCCCCCGACGCGCCCGACAUGAAUUACACGGUCGUCGUCCUCGCGGGAUGGCUUGCGCUUUGUCUUGCAUACUACUAUUGUCCAGUGUACGGCGGGGUGCAUUGGUUCAGGGGCCCCAUCGCCAAUGUGAGCGUCGACGAGGAUAGUGACGAGGUCGAGGAUGUGAAGAACGAUGUGGCUGUGAGUGUAAAUAGCAAGGGGUCGGAUUGAUGGGGUCACUUGAGACUUGACAGUAGAUUGUAGCCGUAGAACGAUAUAAACGAAGGUGAAUUCUGCAAUUGAGCACUUCCCAGAA
Molecule: messenger RNA, 2072 nt
Organism: Fomitopsis serialis
Lineage: Eukaryota; Fungi; Basidiomycota; Agaricomycetes; Polyporales; Fomitopsidaceae
Product: APC amino acid permease
Exons: 15
Coding region: 389-1987 (532 amino acids)
Biological process (GO): amino acid transport; transmembrane transport
Cellular component (GO): membrane
Molecular function (GO): transmembrane transporter activity
Source: RefSeq, a predicted model, not a curated record